Molecule: messenger RNA, 1374 nt
Organism: Symbiodinium sp. CCMP2456
Lineage: Eukaryota; Dinophyceae; Suessiales; Symbiodiniaceae
Source: the annotation of a GenBank genome assembly
AUGAGACCUCUGCAAAAUGCGGAUGUAAAGAUUUGCUGCGCACCUGGCAGCCCACAGCAAUGGAGGUUUCCAUGGGGCUACCAAGUAGCGAUUCUGCUUCUACUGGCCGGCUGUGAUGGCAAGCCAGUUCAUCUUCCGCUUGCUAGAAGGCCGGGCAUCGGAGCAGGUCAGCAGCGGCGUCUAAGCACAGAUGAGGCGCGCCUCUAUGGAGACACGAGUGAACUCAUGGCAUAUCAUGCCGACAUCGAGGUCGGGACACCUGGCCAGCUAUUAUCAGUCAUCGUCGACACUGGCUCAUCACGGACAGCGUUUCCGUGCAGUGAUUGCGAAAACUGUGGCUCACAUAUGGACCCACCCUUCAGUCCGAGUGCCUCAAGCACGUUUCGAUGGGUUGGAUGCGCGGAAAGUGGCUGUUCUUCGUGCCUCAACAACAGCUGCAGCUAUACCGCCAAGUAUGUCGAAGGCUCCAGCAUCGAAGGCAAGUAUUUCAAAGACGUUCUUCACCUCGGCGUCUCGGAGAGAGAAAAUGACAAGAGUGUGGUCCGCAUGGGGUGCCACACAAGGGAAACUGGCCUCUUCAAGACGCAGGUGCCGUCUGGCAUCAUGGGCCUCAGAGACGGUGAUUGGAACGUACUAUCGCAGCUCGCAGACGGUCACGUGCACAAGAAGCUGUUUGCCUUAUGCCUUGCAGAGCAUGGAGGCUCCUUUUCCAUGGGCGAAGUGAACAGCACGUGGAUGCCAACCACAGGCCCCUGGCAAUGGGUGCCCUACACCAAGGCCUACUAUGUCGACAUGGAUUCGGUCACCAUGGCGGGACAUAACAUUUUCAACGAGCCCUUGGGGAGCUUCUUGGUGGACUCCGGGACUACGUACACCUAUUUUACAUCUCGGCAGGCCCUGGCCCUCGAGAACCAGAUCCGUGACUUCUGCAAAGCCGGGGCCUGCGGCAGCGCGAAGAUGCCGACGCGGUCGUGCUACGAGGCCAGUGACGACGACUUGGACAAGUUCCCGGACCUUCACUUGAGUUUCGGAAGUGCCAACUACACCUGGCCAGCUCGUGGGUAUCUCUACCGCCGAUCGGGCAACUGGUGGUGCUACUCCUUCUUCGGCAUGCCCCCGCUUACUUUGGGUGCAUCCUUCAUGAGGAAUCAUGCGAUAGUUUUCGACCAGGAUGCCAAGAGGAUAGGCUUUGCCACGUCAGCCUGCCCAGAGUUUGUCACGCGCGCAGAGCCGGAAGCUCGAGCCUCCGUGGGCGUCACGAAGCACGGGCCAUCCACCAGUUUCUUGGGGCAGUUGAAUUCUGCUCACCAGCACGCAGCCAGCUUACUUGUCGUGCUAGGGGCCUUAAUUUCCUCUCUGGCCCAAGUUGCAUAA